Microdochium trichocladiopsis is the source of this 4654-nucleotide messenger RNA. RefSeq names its product VPS9 domain-containing protein. NCBI's taxonomy places the organism in Eukaryota, Fungi, Ascomycota, Sordariomycetes, Xylariales, Microdochiaceae. The transcript has 3 exons. Gene Ontology annotation, molecular function: phosphatidylinositol binding; SNARE binding; guanyl-nucleotide exchange factor activity. Gene Ontology annotation, cellular component: transport vesicle; plasma membrane; early endosome. The record is from RefSeq and is a predicted model, not a curated record. Gene Ontology annotation, biological process: early endosome to late endosome transport. Bases 360 to 4532 code for a protein of 1390 amino acids.
UGCUUAUCGGCAGUUGAGCCCUCGUCUGACCUUCAACCACCGCCAGGCUGCCCCUUUCGACAUUGUUCCCAGCAUCGCCACAGUCCUUCGCAGCGUCACGUCAACCCGACCUCGACCUCCCACCUUGCGACAUCGAUCAGACCGCCCUCAGGCCAGCGCGGCAGUCCACCCAGUGCGAUCUGCGAGAUCCGCCAGCUGUCGUCAUCCAGCUGCUCCCCCAAGAUCACAAGCAUCGUCACCCUCCCCGCAAGCGACACUCUGCAAAACAUCGAAACGAGUCAACUCGCCGGCCCCCAUUGGGCCUUCGACAUGCCCAUACCUCCUCUUCCUGCCCGGCGACAUUGCGACCAACGGCGUGAAUGCUUCCCCUGAACCCAUUCCUCGCCGCCUUCUUCAAGCCGGGCAACUCGCUGGCAUCCCAGUGCACCCCCGUCCACCAUCACAUCCUUCUCGUCCCGACCACAGAGUUCUUCCUCACCUCCCGCGAGACCGAGAGCGGCCUGUCCCUCGCAGACUUUGUCGCUUCCGAGGACUUCCAAGGCAGCCAUGUCCUACGCGUGCCUAGUCCCUCGUCGGCCGCGGGAGGAGGAAAAGACUCGGUAGGCAACCUGCGCGAGAUCCGCGGCAAGGCGCGACAGUACAACACGAUCAAUGGCCGCAGCGUCGUCAUCAAGGAUGCUGCCAUAUUCACAAACAAAGGUUUCCGGACACUCGCGCAAACGCAGCUACUAGGCGACGCAAUAUGGUACGGCGACACCAUCGAACCGCGACAAUGGCUGAUAUACUACAUCUCACGACCCCUGGUCGGCACGUGGGACGAGAUCCCCAUCGAGCCUGCAGUCUACAAGGACGGAAUGGCCAAGCGCAAGCAGGACGAGCUUCGACGCAGGACGGCGGUAGACCAUGGCGAGCCAAGCGCCCCGCGCAAGAAGGACAUCAAGAGCUUCCACGAGCUUCUCAACAACUUUCCAUUAAUAGCACGGCAGAUGCAACCAGGACUGGAGAAGCUAUUUGCAGAGUUCAGGACGGCCUUUGAGAAGCCCCUGCCGCCGCCGCCAUCUGCCAUCAACAUUCCUGACCCGACCCCUGAUGGCCCCAUCACUGCCGCCAUGCGCAAGGCUCGCUCGAAUAGCGCCUCCGCGACCAGAAGACCCACGUUCACUGAGCAGGAGAGGGAAUCGGUCGUCGAGAACUUCUUCGCUGAGGACAGCGAGGAUGUCAUGCGGGUUGCGCUCGAGACCGCUGUCACGAGCGCCAUCGACAUCUUUCAGGGUGUGGACAAGCAGCAGCUCUCGAUGCUGGGUGCCACGACGGAGCUGACCGGCCCGAUCGUGGAGAGGUUGAUUGAGCGUUACAUCACGGAGAGCCUGCACCAUCUCAUCUGGGCCCGCCUGGCUGCGUUGCUACGAUCCGAGGACCUCGAGCUCGAGAGCAAGUUGCGGCAGAUGCAACACAUUGACAUCUCGCAAUUGGGCCUCUUUAUUGAAGGUGGCGUGCGCGACAAGAGAAUUCUCACGGCGCGCAUUGAGGCUGCCGUUGACGAUUUCCGCCGGAUGUCCAACGCCACGUCUCCCCAAGAACUGAUGGAGUUCCUGCUCUCCACCCUCAAGCUCGUCACGAAACUCACAGAGCAGCCUCGACCUGAUCUGGCCGGGCAGCCCUCAGAAAAGCCCAUCGUGACAAUCAAUGCCGACACUCUCGUCUGCCUCCUGCUUUACGUCGUCAUUCGUGCAGGAGUCAAGAACUUGCAGGCCCGUCUUCUGUACAUGAGGCACUUCAUAUUCAUCGACGACGUAGAAAGCGGCGAGAUGGGUUAUGCUCUCAGCACCUUCGAAGCUGUGUUGUCGUACUUGGCCCGGGACUCAAGCAGCUUACGCAAGGCCAGCCGACGCAACAAGGCACUGUGGGACGCCAGUGCAAAGGGAGAUGUAGAUGAGCUCAGACGCAUUAUGGACCCAGACUCAGAUACGUCACCAGAGGACGAUGACGAGAACGGCUUGGAACGUACCAAGUCGACAUCGUCAAGCCACGCAGCAUCAAUCAGUUGGAGCUUUGUGAAUGGCUCUUCGCGUCGAUCGUCCAUGUCUGUACCUUGGUCCCGCGAUGCCCAAUCCCAGACGACUGGCCUCUACUCUCAGGGCUCCGGCCUCAGUCAUGUCUUUCCCUUCCAGAGCAGCGCCGCCGACGACGAACAUCCAUUCAUAUCGUACAAGAGACCCAAAAAAGUUUCAAUGGACGUGCGCAGCAUGUCAAGCGGAUCCGAGUUCUCUUAUCAUUCCCGAACAGGGAGUUUCGCAACCACUGGCUCGGGUCUUGAAGGCGACACGUCCAUAGAGCGCCUUUGUCAGACGCAAGAUUCGUCCGGCGAAUCAGUCUUGAUGAUGGCCGUCCAGCAUGGGCAACCAGCAACACUCAAGUACUUUCUCUCCUUGGAGGAGUAUUUCCCUGCCAAGGCCAUCAUGGAAGAUGCGAACAACCAAGGGACGACUUUGCUGAGUGCUGCGGUACAACUUGGCCACUUGGAGCUCAUUGAUGGCAUUCUCGACAUUGUGCUGGCGUCCUCUAGUGACGAGGAGACUAGUGCCUACCUGCAUCAACAAGAUAUCUGGGAGCGCAGCGUAGGACACUACCUCUUCCAAGCACCCAGCCUGAUACCACGCAUCGGACACCUUCUCAAUUGGAGGCAGAAGGACAAGAAUGGCCAGACGCCGCUUUUCGCCCUCUGCCGCUCGUACGACCACAACAACUAUGUUGCAAUGGUGCUCGCGGGUGUCCAAGCUGCCACCAGAGCUCAAGGCGACCGGCAACCACUCCACUUGGACGAUCAUGUUGACGCCAAAGGCAACACAUUGUUGCAUAUUGUCAACGACCAUGUCCUGGCGCUCGAGAUCCUUCGCUACGGAGAUGCCGAUCCCAACGCUACAAACGAGAAGAAGUUUACACCACUGAUGCUAGCCAGCAAGUACGGCCGCUUCGAAAUGGUGAGGGUGCUAUAUUCCGACCCGCGCGUAGACGUUGCCGCGAGGGAGCUGCGCGGACUCACGGCUGUAGAGCUUGCCAAGGAUGACGACGUUCGCAACAAGAUCGACGAUCUGACGUUGUUUGUGAUGCCACCCGGUGAGGAUGGUCGCAUCACUGGUGUCGUGCGCUCAUUCUUUGUGGAAGACGCAACAAUCCGCCUCGUUCUGAAGUCUGGUGCGCCGGCUGACAGCAUGAACUACACGGUGACCACCUGCCGAAGGUCCCUUGCCGACUUUGAACGACUCAUGAAUCUUCUGACCAUUGAGAACCCCGCUUCGUGGAUGCCGAGCAUCUCGAUGCAGCGUUCGCCGUUCCAGAUCCCGUCAAAACCGUCAAGGGCGGUCCUGAAGGAUGUCCAGCUCCGCACAAACGCGUUCCUGCGCAUCCUACUACAGCACCCGACCUUCGCUACUCACGAGAUGUUGUGGGAGUUCUUUCUCGUGCCGGAGCUGCAGGUCGAACAGGUGGAGCAGAGAAGUCGACUGAAGGCGAUUGCACGGGCGGAGAAGGUGCGGGAUGAGCUCGAGCCGCUUGAAGAUAUGAGAGAGGUUGAGCAGUUUGUCGAGCAUGCCAGGGAUAUGGUGCGAAGCGUGAAUUACUCGACCAAGAGCGUGGCGCGCCGGGCCAACGCAAUUGGGGUCGUUGCAAACGAUCUCUCCGACGCUGCCGCCUUGGUGAACCGGCAAGUUGCUGCGCUCGAGUUCCUGCCGGCGACUCACAAGACUGCUUUCAAGAGCUAUCUUGGCGCUGUCGCCCUCCCUGCGCAGACACCAAUCGCGACUUUCCACGCAAACUUCCUGGCACUGCAGACCACCAUCCAAGCGAUGAUCGGUGCUCUGCUGCGGCCGCCGCAGCUGGUCAGCCAGAUACAGGCGCAGCGCAAACACAUCGACCGUACAUAUAGCUCGCUGUCCCGCUCGACACGCUGGCCGCUGGGGCUGAUGGAUGAUUCGCGCGCGCGCCACGACAAGGAGAAGGAGGAGUCCAUCCGCAAAGCCAGGGAGGAGAUUGACGGGCUCGGGCGCGAGCUCCGGUACAGCCAGCAGGUUGUCGCGAGCGAGCUUGCCGGGUGGCAGGUACUGCACGAGCAGAUGGGGCGCGCCGCGAUCAGGGAAUAUGCCCGGAACAUGCUCGUCCUCGAACGGCAGAGGCUUGGUUCCCUGCAGCGGACGAUGCGCCGGCUCAAGGAGGACAUGGCUGCUGCUGCUGCUGCUGCCACGCCUGGAAAGCGGCACGGACAACAACACGGCGUCGCUGAUGCGCAGAGCUCCGGUCACGACUUCUUGGGCCAUGAAGAUCCUCGCCAGGUGGGAGGGAUACGGUCUAGCGAUGCUGUCGUGGAGAGUGAGACUCCUCCGGCCGGCGGCGGCGGUGGUGAGGCUGUGAACACGAAUGGCGAGAGCUCGGGGGCGAAUGUACCCGAGCCGGCACUUGGGGAGAGUGGAGGAGACGCGACAGGCAUUCCCGGUGCACUCGGUGGAUCGCCACUCAACAACAAUGUUGGGGAAUGAUUCGAAGCCAUCUUUUAGUCAUGGGAUCUUUUUUCUGGAGAGCAACAAAAAGACAAGGAAUAGACUUAUGAUAGACACACUUUUAAUGGCGAAAACCCCCUUUUUUGAUCUUCGGCACUUAU